AUGGCGCCAUCGUCUCAAGAAAUCGGCCGAGUUGGCUGGGAUAUGCUCAAGCAGCAAUGCGGUGAUCGCGAUACCCAAGAGACGGUUAUUCUAUCACCUCUAUCCAUCACAAUUGCGCUGGGAAUGCUUGCCGGCGCAGCAGACACCCGCAAGAAACACGACUUGUGUACAAAACUCGGUCUUCAAAACGCAGAGGAGCUGGAAUCUGUCCUUCACCCGCUACACAACGCGCUGUGUGGCAACGUCAAAGGCGGUCCUUUGGCAUUGGCGAACGGAGUAUUUACCGACACAAGCGUCACGCUCUAUUCCAAGUAUCAAGAGUUCUUGGCCGGAUUCAACGCAGAAUUCACUCAGUAUCCCAGCCUUGAGGGUGCCGUCGAUGAAAUCAAUAAGUGGAUUUCAGAUAAUACCCGCGGAUUGAUUCAAGACAUGCUGUCAGCGGCCCUGUUGCGGAAUUGUCAUUUGGCCCUGGUGAAUGCUAUCGGCUUCAAGGGCACGUGGAAAACGCAGUUCGAUCGGAGUAAUACCAGAAAGGAGACAUUUUUUGUCACCCCAAAUGAAACAAAAGAUGUCAACAUGAUGUUCCUUCAUCAGCAAAGGAUAUCGUUCUUGGAGACUUCGACUUACAAGGCAGCUCAGCUGCCUUACCAACUACCCGCUUCAUAUCCGCAGACGUCACUCCUCGCAUAUCUUCCAAACGAGGGAAAGUCGGUCGGCGAUGUGUUAGACGAGAUAGCUGACCACGGUAGCUCCAUUUCCCGAUUUUCGGAAGGAAAAUACCACAAAUUCGGCUUCCCCAAGUUCGAGAUUGAAAGCAGCUUCUCCCUGGUCGAUACGUUGGAGAAGCUUGGCUACCCCAUUGGGGGCGUAUACCCAAACAUGGCUGAUGGUCCGAAUCAAGUGCAGACUAUUCUUCACCAAGCGUUGGUCAAAGUGGAUGAAGAGGGGACAGAAGCAGCAGCUGCCACGGCAGUACUUAUGACACGGAGUAUCCCAGUUGCUCCAAAGAUCCUGAUCUUUAACCGGCCGUUUGUGUUUGCGAUUGUCAGUGACAAGCCAAAGGCCGUCCUGUUUGCAGGCGUAUACUCUGGUAAAUAG
This is a messenger RNA of Pochonia chlamydosporia 170, 1098 nucleotides long. RefSeq names its product proteinase inhibitor I4. Gene Ontology annotation, molecular function: serine-type endopeptidase inhibitor activity. Bases 1 to 1098 code for a protein of 365 amino acids. The transcript has a single exon. Lineage: Eukaryota; Fungi; Ascomycota; Sordariomycetes; Hypocreales; Clavicipitaceae. The record is from RefSeq and is a predicted model, not a curated record.